CACGCACACACACUCAGCCAGAGGGAGGAAGAAGGCGGAUCGAGUCUAGACUCCAGGACUUCUUCGGCAGAGCGGAGCCCACAGCGCAAUCAUGGAGGAUUCUGUUCCAUGUUCUGGUCGCUCUGUGUUUGCGUGGCUGGUGGGCGCGUCGCAGGUGCUCGGUCUGGCGUCGGUGGUGCUGACCGGUGUGUGGAUGGGUCACUACCGCGGGGGCUUCGCCUGGGAUGGCUCAGCGCAGGAGUUCAACCUGCACCCUCUGUGCAUGGUGCUGGGGCUGGUCUUCCUGCAUGGUGACGCCAUCCUCGUAUACAGAGUGUUUCGUAACGAGCCGAAGAGAAACGUGAAGAUGCUUCACGGCAUCAUUCACCUGCUCGCUCUCAUCCUGAGCAUCAUAGGUGUUGUCGCUGUUUUUGAUUUCCACAGAGCAGCAAAGAUUCCAGACAUGUACUCUCUGCACAGCUGGUGUGGUAUGAUCACCUUAGUCCUGUUCUGCUUGCAGUGGGUGAUGGGUUUGAUGUUCUUCCUGCUUCCGGUCGCGUCGUCCUGGUUACGAGCCAUGUACCUCCCAAUCCACAUGUUCUGUGGUCUGGUUCUGCUGGUUAUGGCCAUAGGAAGCAGCCUGCUCGGCAUCACGGAGAAACUCCUCUUCAGCAUCAUGCCAACGUACUCCCAGUUUGCCCCGGAAGGCGUGCUGGCCAACGUCUUGGGGAUCAUGCUGGUGUGUUUUGGCGUGCUGCUGGGCUACCUGGUCACCAAGGAAGAGUACAGACGCCCACCCAACCCAGAGGAGGAGUCACUGUCUGUCCACUUCAAGACUCUAACAGAGGGGGGGUCACCCACCACGCCCUGACCUCUCGCCUGACCUCUGACGCCUCUGCUUCACGUGGACACGGACUGCGUCCUGCCUUCAGACUGGGCAGCUGUGCUGUUAAUACAAAGUCAUAAGUCUCAACACCAAUUGCCCUGACCGUGAUCAGAAAAUAUAAAUGUCCAAAAGUACAUGUUCUGGGAAGUCAAUGAAGAUAAUGGACAGGGAGAUUUGAUGAUUGUCUUUUUCUCCACUUAUCUCAACAACCUAGCCCCAUCUAAUCUCAGAUUACUGAACCGAUGAGUCAGCGCCCCGCCAAAAUGAUUGAUUUCUUUUAUUUGGAUAAGUGGAAGAAAAAGCCUCGUAAAGUGUAGCAGGCGCGAGCCGCCCGAACUGACCGAUCCCAGUUCGUGUCGCGUUCGCGUGGCGUCACCAUACGGUAGCCGCUUUGGUCUCGACGCGCGGAUGCAUUUGUGAAGGGGCAGACGUCACUCGCGGUGUAGCUCCAGCAGCGUUGCGAGUAAAGCGUAACUUACUAAUGCAAAUGCUCAUAGUACAUCCCAAUCAGCGCAGGAACCAUUUGUCCUGGAGUGACAACGCUACAGUUUUGCACUGCCCCGUCAUAAAAACCGAGGGCCAAACCCAGCCCAUGACACUUGACCAACGCGAGGCCCCAACUAGACCUGUCGCUUUAUUUUUCACCAAUCUCUGACCGCUCCCCAGACGAAUGCAGCCAGUGGCCACGGUCAAUCUCUCUGCCCACUGGGCACUGGGAGAAAAUUGAGUUACACUUCAAAAAAGAACCAAACCCUACCCAGAAUGGGGACCGACGAAAAGGGUCAACCCCAGUCCAGAACCUGAUACACCGGAGCGAUCAGCUCGGGAGGCAGAGCAUCCAUCUCCCACCACUCUGGCAAUGUAGUCCUCCCUCCUGACCCGAUGCUGGCGCUAUAGAUUCCCUGAUAGGCAGGGUUGAUCUAGCCAUUUUUUAAUUGGAUCUAUAUAAACUUA
Molecule: messenger RNA, 1819 nt
Organism: Scophthalmus maximus (turbot)
Lineage: Eukaryota; Metazoa; Chordata; Actinopteri; Pleuronectiformes; Scophthalmidae
Gene: cyb561
Product: transmembrane ascorbate-dependent reductase CYB561
Exons: 6
Coding region: 92-850 (252 amino acids)
Cellular component (GO): lysosomal membrane
Molecular function (GO): oxidoreductase activity
Source: RefSeq, a predicted model, not a curated record